CAUUAGUAAUCUGCAACAUGUUGUUGAGGUGAAAACUUCGGAUCAAAGUGAGAGAAUGGGAGACACUUGCCACUUAAACUUGGGGAAGUCAUACUUGACAUCCUUCAAUGUCAGGGUUGUUUGUGGUAACCUGGAAUCCUGGAUAAAUGAAGUCUUAUGCAGGUCAUGUUAUCGGAGUAUCCUUAAAGAAGCAGCUUUUCCAUUUGAAUAUUCGUUUGCAUUAAAAAUCUGUCUAUGAACAAAAUGAGGAACGCAAAGUAUAGGGAAAAUAAAGCUGUUGGUGUUAUGAAGGCUGGGCAGAGCUUUACCCAUUGAACCUAUGAUAAAUGCAGGGAUGUUGAUUCUGGAGUUGUAAUAUCACAAUUUAGAGCUGUAAUACCACUCAGAUAUCUGCAUUAUGUUUCAAUCCAAGUGGCACUCUUCUGUGCCUGCUUCAGGCCGUGGAAAUAGCAUAAAUAUUUUCUGGAUCAUACCAUCUUGGAUACAUAAUAUGCAGGCAGUCAAACCUAUGACUGGGAUCUUCUCAUGUGCAUCUUUAUAACUUCUAUCGUGGAAUGACAACAACUGUCAUCCAAGAUGUGCUUCUGCCAUUACUAUCAGUGGAUUGCUAUUAUACCAUCCAAAGGGAGUUGCCACUUUUUUGCUCUAUCACCCUUUGGUGGCAAUGCCAGCCUUCAAACUAUUGUUUCUCUUGGCAAAAAGUCUAUUCCCGUAUCCCAUUGUAUCUUUACCAUGGCGGUCUACUUCAUCUUUCAUCCUAAACUGGCAAUCUUCUUCACCUCGGCACCCUGUUACCUUUUAGGUGUUAGCAAUACUGCUACUUCCGUAGAAGGAAAGCUGAUUUUUCACAGUUCUUCCGUAUCUCGUGGUUUGCAGGAUGUUCAGUCGGGGGUUAAUUCCUUGGAGCAUUUGUUAGUUUAUACUCCAUCAGGCUAUGUGAUUAAACUUGAGCUUCUGCCAUCAAUUGAGGCAGAGCUAAAUGAGAGUGAUCUAGCAACUCGGUCUGGCUUAUAUGUACAUUCACAAGAUGAGGAGUUCCUUGAAAUUAUUGCUGUUAAAGAUAAUGCUUCACGUUAUUGUCUGAAGACUACUCUGCAAGCUCAGGUACUGAUGUCAAAAGCCUCGGGAAAUCAGGAAUUUUCAGGUCUGUUACUGUUGCAAGUUUUAUCUGGCACAGCAAGAGAAACAGCUCUUGCAAUUUUGGGAAGCAAAGCUGUGCCAUCUGAUCAGGUUGCCCUUCUCGGACCCCAAGGCAUAAUUGAAGAGCUUGACUCAAAAAGCAAAGUCCCAACCGAGGAUUUAAGGUUUGAGUUGGUGCUUUAUUCAACUGUCAAGUAUGGUGAAAGAGCUAUGAGAAAGACAGGACAUGCCCUCUCUGUGGACCAAAGAGUCACAUGGCUCAAUUGCUGUGUAGCGUCGAAAGAGCUGAACUAUUACUCUAGUUCCUGUGUCUGUGCCAUUCUGAAAGAAGCAUUUAGCACCUCAAUCCUGCAAGCUCCCUAUCUCUAUUCGGUAUGGAGAAGAAAAGCCCAAAACUUCUGGCCCAAGCUUCCUCCCCCUGAAAUUAAGUGGCAGCAUUAUAAAGUCCACAAUAAAAAAGCUAUAAUCUCUCUAGUUGGAACUACAACAACUUAUGGCAAUGCUGAUGGGAGUACAAUCAUUGCAUCAUGCUCAGAAGGUAUAUGA
Ilex paraguariensis (yerba mate) is the source of this 1686-nucleotide messenger RNA. Lineage: Eukaryota; Viridiplantae; Streptophyta; Magnoliopsida; Aquifoliales; Aquifoliaceae. The record is from the annotation of a GenBank genome assembly.